Nylanderia fulva is the source of this 1870-nucleotide messenger RNA. RefSeq names its product hexosaminidase D-like. Gene Ontology annotation, biological process: carbohydrate metabolic process. Gene Ontology annotation, molecular function: hexosaminidase activity. The record is from RefSeq and is a predicted model, not a curated record. Lineage: Eukaryota; Metazoa; Arthropoda; Insecta; Hymenoptera; Formicidae.
UCGCUGAUGGCCGAAAGUCGAAUCUGCGACUGGGUCACAAAGGAUUAAAAAACAGAAGAACUUUACCACGGUCAGACCGUGGACUUUUUACGAUACCGUACAAUCACUUACACCUACGUUUACGCAAUUAUAAAGCAGGCUUAAAUGGAAUGGAAAAAAAGAUGGACACCUUAACAUUAGGCUCACAUAGAUUGGUUCAUCUUGAUUUAAAGGGCGCACCAUUACGGACUUGUUACUUUGAAAAGCUCUUUCCAUUACUGCGAACAUGGGGAGCUACUGGAUUAUUGUUGGAAUGGGAAGAUACAUUUCCUUACAAUCGAGAACUCUCACCAAUAGGAAGCAACGGACCAAGCAGCUUAGCAAGUGGAUAUUCAGUUCAAGAAGCUGGACACAUCCUGCAAAUAGCAGGUGAUUGUGGCUUGGCAGUUGUUCCAUUGGUACAAACUUUUGGUCAUAUGGAGUUUAUUCUGAAACACGAUGAAUGGAGAUCAUUGCGGGAAGUAGAAGCUUUUCCAAGUUCCAUCUGUCCAUCAAAUCCGAGAACUCUCCCACUGGUCAAAUCAUUAAUACGUCAGAUUGUUAAUUUGCAUCCUGACAUACAAUAUUUACAUAUAGGUUCUGAUGAAGUAUGGCACUUAGGCCUUUGUUCAGUUUGCACUAAACGAGCUGCAGCCAGUAAAUAUGGCAAAUCUGCAUUGUACUUGGAACAUAUUUUGGCAAUAGCUCAAUAUAUUCAAGAAACUUAUCCAUAUUUAAAGAUUAUCAUUUGGGAUGAUAUGUUAAGAUCAAUAGAUUUACAGAUUUUGAAUGAACAUUACAUUGGAAAAUAUGUAGAACCCAUGGUAUGGCAUUACAAUCCCAGAGAUAAUUUUGCAUUGCCUAUUGGACUAUGGGAUAAAUACAGCACAGUCUUUCCCAAUAUCUGGAUAGCAACUGCAUUCAAAGGGGCUACUGGUUCCACACAACAUAUACCUGUAAUUCGACAUCAUAUAAGUAAUCAUGAAAAAUGGUUAGAAGAAUUAGCAAUUCAUGUGAAUAAGGUACAUGAGUUUCGAGGUGCAGCAUUUACUGGCUGGUCAAGAUAUGAUCAUUAUGCUACGAUGUGUGAAUUGUUGCCCACAGCUAUACCAUCAUUAGCUUUAUGUCUAAAGGUUUGGCUCUAUGGUUAUUCAGAGGAAACACAUGCACAAGUUGCAAAAAGCUUAGGAUAUAUUGAUCAUCCAUUGCAUAUAAUACCACAACCUAGACCAAUUCCAAUACCUAGUAAUUUGCUUUUUCCUGGAUGGGAAAUAGCUGUGGGUAUGGAGUGGUUUCUUAAUUUUAAGACGAAAUUUCACAAUAUUGUUGUCAGCGAUCAAAUUAUGACGUGGAUGAAUCCAUGGCAAGUGGCAAAUAAUUACACGAAUUCCAUGCAAUUGGAGAAUUUGAUACCUACUUUUACAGAGUUAUUAUUAGAAUUGUCUUCCUUGGAGGGCUAUCUACGAGUUCAAAUGGAAGCGACUUUUUUCUCGGCAAUGAUUGAAGAAUGGUUAGGUACCAAUAUUCAACCAUUAAAAGUAAAAUUAAUAGAACUAAAACAGACAACAGAGAAUCAGCUAAAAAUAAAUAAUCGUGUGUAGUAUUUUUUCACUUAUAAAAUUAGCAUUCAAUUUCGAAUUAUCCAUGAUAUCCAUGAUAUGAAAUAAAGCAAUUACGAAAAGUUCCAUCUAAAAUGAUAAUGAUUAGAUAAUUGUUUCUUGAAUGUAGAGAAAAAUUAUUUUUAUAUAUGCUAAGUUAUUGCAUAUAAAAUAAGAUAUGGUCUACUGCUUAAACAUUAGCAUAUUUUUAAACAGAAUAAUUGAAUAAUAAAUAUAUAGUUUUUUGAAAAAAA